AUGUGCAACGAACUUCGUCCGGUGACAGUUCCAAUGGUGUCGACGAAUUCGUCGCCACCGAUUCCAAUGCCAGUUCAAGUGCCACCUGGUCAUCUCGUUCAACAAAUAGUAGAUGAAAGUGGGGCUCUGCGUCACGUUAUAUUAUCUCCCAGUCCUCAUCCAAUGGUACCUUUGCCUCCGCACUACGUUAGUGCAGCAUCCGGAUCGAAUCAACCUCCUCAGCCAUUUUUUGCCACUCAGAUGCCAACUUAUCCUCAACCUCAUUUUGCUCCGCUUCAAGCUAGCGUAUUAAGCAACGCUCCGGGACAUUCUUCUCCUCCUGCUCCCACUCAUUUUCAUAAAGAUGAAAGAACUAUAAGGCAAUAUAAUAAACUUAAAAAAAAGCUUGAACAAAAACAACAAAGGGUCGAUCAAAGCUUACCGAGUCCUCCAUUUUCACCUAAAAAAGGGUCUGGAAAAGAUAAGGGCAGAAAUUCUGUUGGAACGUCCGAAGAUGGAGAAGAAAAUUCUAGCGUUCAAGACGAUGACGUUGAAUCAUCUGUUAUCAUCGAUAUGCUAUCUUCGGUAUCUUCGCCGCAAGUCAUUGAAUUGUUGCCCAGAAGCGCCCUGUUAUCAUGGUCGGCUCUUUCAGAGAAUGAAAAAAACAGCGAAUUGGAUAUUUCGGAAUCUGAAUUAGGAUAUGAAGUGCUCUUAGCUGACAUUGCCAAAGGUGGAAAAUAUAGAUCUAUUUACAAUGGAUGUUCUUUAUCAUGUCGAAUUGAAGAUCUUAGACCAGGCUCAGAGUACUCUGUAUGUCUCAAAGUUCAUUUAGAUGAUCUUCAAGGUUCUGCAUCGGAGCCAAAAGUCUUUACAACUCCUCCUUGUGCUCCGGAUCCACCAUCACCACCCAAAUGUAUUUCUCGCACGCGUAACAGCAUGCAAUUGAGGUGGAGCGCACCUCCGGAUAAUGGAUCGCACAUUACACAGUACAUACUAGAAUCUGAUGAAGGAAAGGGAAACGGUUUUGUAGACAUUUACAAAGGCAAAAGCAAACAACACAACAUUUUAAGAUUACAACCAGCUACGUGCUACAAAUUUCGAUUGUCAGCGACAAAUGAGUGCGGCCGAAGCCUUCCUUCUGAUAUUGUUAUGUAUUCCACCUGCGGCAUACCUCCUACUCAACCUUCUCCACCAAUAUUAAAAGAAGCAUGCAUCAAUAGUUUAAAAUUGGCUUGGAUCAAGAAUCCUUCUGAUGAUGAAUUCACCCUACAAAUGGAUGAUCAACGAUCUGGCCACGGGUUUUUAUCUGUUUACAAUGGAAGGGAAACGUGUUACAAUGUUGAUAAAUUAAUCCGUUAUUCGGAGUAUAAAUUCAGGGCAACUCAAAACGAAGAAGGGUUGUCACGAUGGUCGGAUGAAGUAAUUUAUACAACUUUACCCUCACGCCCUGGUCCGCCUUGUAGGUUAUCGGUAAAAGGAAAAAUUCACGCUCAUUGUUUUAAAGUAAAAUGGGAUCCUCCUGUCGACAAAGGAGGUUCGGAAAUUACAGGAUACUUUGUCGAAAUGGCAACAAAAAAUGGUUACGAAAAAAUAUUUGAAGGAAUUGAAACUGAAUGUAUGGUAGAUCGAUUAAAACCUGGUCAUACAUACCAGGUGAGAGUGUAUUGCAGUGGGCCUGGUGGAAAAAGUGAUCCCUCUGAUUUCCUAUCUGUUACAACAGAAUGUGUUUGUCCUGGUCCAUGUGGUCCACCGAGACUAUAUGGUAAAUCUAGGCCUCACAGUCUCACUCUUAAAUUUAAUUAUCCAGACUAUAAUGGAGGAUCGCCAGUAACCGAGCUAGAAGUUGAAAUGACGGCUCCAGAUGCAAACAAAAGACUUGUAUAUCGGGGUGUUGAAACCGAAUGCGUAGUAAAUGAUCUAUCACCUGGACAGCCUUACCUUUUUCACGUUAGAGCAAUUAAUAAAGCUGGGGUCGGGCCUUGGUCUGAAGGAGUAGAAAUACUGAGCGGCGCUGCCGCUCCGGAUGCUCCCGCUCAGCCUCAGGUUUAUUGCAAAUCUCCGCACUUGGCUUCAGUCAGUUGGAUGCCACCUUCCCAUAAUGGUGCUCCCAUCAUUGACUACAACGUAGAAAUGAGUAUUUUUCAAAAAAAUGAAUUCAUUUCUGUUUACCACGGAUUAAACACGAGCUGUGAAGUUAAACCUCUUCUUCCUAACACAAGUUAUUUAUUCCGCGUGCAAGCCGUUAAUAAUGCUGGCCCUAGUGAAUAUUCUCCGGUAUGCCAAACUGUUACUCCUCCGUCUGCUCCUGCCGUAGUUGGAGCUCUUCGAUAUCACGCAACAUCAAAUUCUUUAGCACUUUCUUGGGUCGCUCCAUCGGAUCACGGAUCCGAAAUAACUCAUUAUAAUAUUGAUACGGGCGAUAAAAUAGUAAGAUCUACGUUAAACGAGCACACGCUAUAUUCUUUGCGACCGGAUACAACGUACAGAAUAAAAAUUCAAGCAGUAAACAGUGUCGGAGCCGGACCGUUUUCACAAGUUCUUAGAGCGAAUACUUCUCCGUUACCCCCGCCGCCUCCUUCUCUAGAAUGUGUUAAUGCCGGUCAUAAUUUUAUUAAAUUAAAAUGGACUGAUUUAAAAAGUAUGGAAAACGUCACAUACAAGCUAGAAAUGGAAAAUCCUCGAUCUUCUGAGUUUAUAGUCAUUUACCAGGGUGCAAGUCGUUCACACAAAUUAACACGUUUACAAGAACUCACAAAAUACAGUUUUAGAAUAUCCGCCGCAAACAAUGCCGGUCAAGGAGAUAGUUCAGAAAUUGUUUGUUUUACAACAACAAUGGCUCCACCGCCUUGCGUGAAAAACCUUAAAAUUACGGAUAUCACUCAAAAAAGUUGUUCCAUUGACUGGCAACCUUGCAGAUUACACUCUAACGAUCCCGUCCGCUAUCAAGUUCAGAUUUCCAGAGUUAGAAAUCAAGAUUAUAAACAGGUAUACAAAGGUUCAGAAUGUAGAAUUUCUCUUAACGAUUUAGAACCUGGUGCUGACUACAGCGUUAGAGUUUGUCCCGUUCGCAUUUCUAGCGAUAACGAAUUAUCGGGUGCCUACUGUGCCCCUUCGACGUUUUCAACUCUUCCAGCUACCCCUCAAAUUUCUACCGUUGUUAAAACUGCAGCAACGCAGCCUCCAGAAAAUCGUCAAUUUGCCGAUCAGCAAUGGGCUAUAAUUAUAUUGAGUAUAUUUUCGCUUUUUGCCGUGCUUGUAGCCGUUUUAAUGCAAAGGAUGAUAGAUUGGGGAGCUCACAAUUAA
Molecule: messenger RNA, 3282 nt
Organism: Pediculus humanus corporis (human body louse)
Lineage: Eukaryota; Metazoa; Arthropoda; Insecta; Psocodea; Pediculidae
Product: Fibronectin type-III domain-containing protein 3A, putative
Exons: 14
Coding region: 1-3282 (1093 amino acids)
Molecular function (GO): protein binding
Source: RefSeq, a predicted model, not a curated record